Messenger RNA from Pseudomassariella vexata, 2181 nucleotides. RefSeq lists its product as uncharacterized. The record is from RefSeq and is a predicted model, not a curated record. The transcript has 2 exons. The coding region runs from base 207 to 1907 and encodes 566 amino acids. Lineage: Eukaryota; Fungi; Ascomycota; Sordariomycetes; Amphisphaeriales; Pseudomassariaceae.
CGUUUCUGAUACUUCUUUCUUGGGCUUCUAUCUUCCCCAGUUACAUAGGAAAGAACCAUUCCUAGCCGUGUCAGAAGUGCAGUGCGGAUUGCAAGCCUCCCCAGACGUCAUAGCUCCCUCGAUCCAGAGGUCGAGGCUACUUCCUGGGGUAACCCGAACUCCAUCGUCGAGACUUGCACCGUCGACAGGAACUUGGGUAAUUAACCAUGUCGAGCGACUGGACUUCAAUAUCCUCGCCGGGCUCCUCGGGAGCCCAGGCAGAAGCAAACACAACGAAUGCAGGAGCGCCGCCGGGCCCACCAGGACCACCAUAUCCCAUCGCCGGGGCAGUCGUAGGUGGCGUGCCGACGAUGCCGGUUGAUGAUCCCGUCAGCGCCGUCCUUGCCUUCUUCUUCAUCGUUGGUGCAGGCAUACAUAUGGGCAUUUUCCAAUUCAACCGGAAACACGGCCACCUGUUUGUGUUUUCGGCCAUGAUGUUCGCCUUUUGCUUGAUCCGGGCGGCGGCGCUGGUAAUGCGCAUGGUAUGGGCCUCGAACCUGCGGAACGUCAAUGUGGCCAUGGCUGCCAACAUCCUGACACAAGCCGGUACCGUCAUCGUCUUCGUGAUCAAUCUGUUCUUUGCACAGCGCAUUGUUAGGGGUUACCACCCUAAAUUUGGCUGGUCUACUCCCGCCAGGGUCGUUCUUCGUUUAUUGGUUGGGAGUUGUAUAGCGUGUCUACUCAUGGUUAUCAUCGCCACCAUCCAGUACUUCUUCACCCUCGACGAAGGCGUGAGACGCAGCUGCCGGAUCGUACAGCUCUUCUCGGGGUCAUACUUGAUGGUCCUUGCCUUCAUCCCGAUACCGAUAGUCCUCAUCGCGGCUUUGGCGCCGCGCGAUUCCCGUGUGGAGAAGUUUGGCGAGGGCAGUUGGUCGUCAAAGCUACUCCUGGUCACCUUCACAUCGACCCUACUCACCAUCGGCGCUGGUUUUCGUGUGGGAACCAAUUACUAUCCUCGUGCGGCGAAAGAUCCAGCCUGGUAUCACCACCAGGCGGCCUUCUAUAUUUUCAACUUUGUCUUCGACAUUAUUGUGACUUACGUGUACAUCGGUAUGCACUUCCACAAGCGCUUCCACGUGCCCAACGGCGCCAAAGGCCCCGGCUCCUACAGCGUCAUCAAGUCGUAUAGCAGUGACAAACCGUCACGUCCGGGCUCGUGCCAAUCAUCGCGCAACUCCAAGUCACCCAACAAGAAACCCCACCCGGGUUUCAAUCGUUUCAGCGGCGACCAGACACUGCGCAACGACUCCGAUGCUGCCCUGUCUUUCACCCCCGACCUGCCUCCUGGCGUGAAAGCUUACAUGCGCUACGCCGAGUUAGGCGAUAGUCCGUACGAUCACCGUAGCUAUGGUGGUGACACGACCGAUGUCGAUGCGGAAAGUCAGCACGCGCGCGAGCGGGUCGGGCUGGCCCUCAACGGACCGAUCAUCAAGGUUAGUAGUCACAAUGGCAGCAGCAGCACCAUCCACAAGGCUGGCACCACGGCCGGUCACACUAACACCGGCAUGUGGAUGCCCACCCUACCAGCCGAAGCCAGCGGAGGUGGGGCUUGGCCUAUCACGGUACCUAGUAGCCCUGCACCACCUCGCAGCCUGAAGAACCAGCCUAGUGGGAGGAGUACUCCGGGCGUUAAGGAGCAUAGUGGACGUAGUCUACGCGGCGAGAGCAGCUGGACGCCCCUCAUCGCUGAAGAUAUUGAGCUGCGGGAUUCGUCGUCGCGGAGUGGCGCGGGUGCGAAAGGAGAAAUUGGUGAGGCAGGAACUGAGCGAAUCACGCGUGCCAGCCAGAGUGCGCCGGGAAGCUCGUCGGUCAGUGUGAGGACGCGGUCGCGGAGUCGGACCCCGAGGCGGAAGUCGGGAUUUACUUAGGUUAAAAGACUUAGGUUAAAAGUUGGUGGCAAAGAAUUAGAACUGCAUUAGACGUUCGUGGCGCAGGGGUGGUGAUGACAUGGUGUAAGCGACGGCUUGGCAGGGUAGAGGUAGUUGGAAAUGAUUGGAAAUCCAGCAUGACGUGAACAGGAUGUAAUUGAAUGGAAACCUGGCGUUUUCGGCGUGUGAUGAGAUGGUUAAUUUAUGAUGUUAAUACUGAGAAAUGCCGAGAGAUACAAAAGUCGACAACUUCAUGGUUAGUCUGAGAAACAAA